This is a messenger RNA of Lichtheimia ornata, 2202 nucleotides long. RefSeq lists its product as uncharacterized. The coding region runs from base 1 to 2202 and encodes 733 amino acids. The transcript is spliced from 8 exons. NCBI's taxonomy places the organism in Eukaryota, Fungi, Mucoromycota, Mucoromycetes, Mucorales, Lichtheimiaceae. The record is from RefSeq and is a predicted model, not a curated record.
AUGGACUCGUUGCAAGUUCCAGAGCCUCCCAGUGUUGUGAGUGCGAGUAAAAGUACACCGUUGAAGAAAGCAGCAACCGCCGAUUACGUCUCAACUCCCAAUCUACUACAUCAAUCGCGCUCACUCGAUCCCGGCACCAUGUCCAUCUAUGCCGCUGCUGCUUACGAUGCCAACAAUAUUCGUCGUCAACGAUCCGAGUCCUUUGUACAACAUCAUCAUCAAAGGAAAAGCAAGCAAAGAUGGUUACAGGAACAUAGCGAUCAAGACUUUAUGGUGCGUGCCCCUUCUCAAAUGUGCCUAACUCGACAUCAUCUUGUAUCGCCACCUAUGCCAUCACUCAAUACACAUCAUCACGCGUUGGAUACCGAGAUUUAUCAUCAGCAUCAUACCAGCAAUGGAAGUAAUAAUAGCAACAGUGAUCGACGUAGCAGUGUCACCAGCGAAACGAGUAGCAGCAAUAGUAGUCAAGAUGUUUCAGGCACCAGCACCACAACAACAACAUCUGCAACGGUGAUCAAAAGUAUGGAGGCUACCAAACACGAGUAUUUUCCACCAACAACCGACAACACGGGGGCGUUGCUUGGGGGUGUCCUUAUUCGACGUGCUGUUCGUCCAAGCCUGAUGGAAACCAUGACCAGUAACACGGAUAAUAAUACGACGACGACAACAACAACAUCUCACAAGGAGCAAUCUAAAAAAAGCGACUCACCAUCAUCAUCAUCAUCAUCCAAAAAUAAUACCACAACAACGAUUGAUACAGCAUUGACAUCCAUGACAACUCAAGAACGAUGGACACCUCCACCCAUCAUGUCACCAGAAAGCCUCUAUGACGAUGGCAAGAUACCCUUUUCUUCUACACCCACAUCACCCAGUACCAGCAACCGCAACUUGUUCAAGCUCAAAAAGAGCAACAGCCAUUCAUCAUCAUCAUCCCCUUCUCUUUUCCAUUUCAAACGAUUUGGCAGUAAACACGAGCUUGAUCCAUCCGACAAUGCCAAGCUAGUAUCUCCACCACCUCCUGUAUCCUUUGAAGAAAAUCCUGAAACGGACUGCUAUGGAUUCCGCAAAGCAUCACAAUGGGUCACCCUUGAAGAUCAUCAUGCCCACGAGGAAAGCUAUCAAGCUGUAUUGGAAAGACGAUUGAGUAAAUGGGAACAGUUACUCAAGGAACACGAGUCCCGGUUACCAGAACGAUGUUCCAAAGUGAAACGAUACAUCCGCAAGGGAGUACCUGCUCAUCUUCGAGGAAGGGUAUGGCUACACUAUAGCGGAGCGGAAGCCAAGAUGGACUCCAACCCCGGUGUAUAUGAAAAGUUCCUUGCCAAGGCUGAAGCGAUGGGCGAUACCAACGAGUUUGCCGAUAUUAUUGCACGUGAUUUACAUCGUACUUUUCCCGACAAUAUUCAAUUUAGAACAGCAUCCUCAUUCAACAACAACAACAACAACAAUCAUCAUGCAUCCAUGGGUAGUACCGCUGCAUUACAUUCACCUGCUAUCAUUGGCGCUUUACGAAGAGUCCUUUCUGCAUUUUCAAUCUACAGCCCUUCCAUCGGAUAUUGCCAAUCAUUGAAUUAUAUCGUCGGCAUGCUCUUGCUUUUCAUGAAGGAGGAAGAAGCCUUUUGGACUCUUGUCACCAUUGUACAAAACCUCUUACCAGCCGGUGUCUAUGACGUGACCAUGGAAGGAUCCAACAUUGAUCAAACAGUGCUCAUGAUGCUGAUCUGGGAACGAAUGCCUCACUUGUGGAACAAGCUGUCAGACAAAUCUUCAUUUUGGGAUUCUGCAGCUGAUAGUGCAUCCAUGCCAACCAUCACCUUGGUUACCAAUCAUUGGUUCCUCACCUUGUUUAUUAACAUUCUUCCAAUCGAGACGGUCCUUCGUGUUUGGGAUUGUUUCUUUUAUGAAGGAUCCAGUGCUUUAUUUCGCGUGGCAUUGACAUUGUUCAAGAUGAGUGAAAACCUUAUCAUGUCUCUCAAGGAUUCGCUGGAGAUCUUCCAGGUGAUACAGAACAUGCCAAAACGGAUCAUUGACUGCCAAAUGUUGAUGGAGAACACUUUCCAGAGACAUGGAUCGCUUACACACGUUACGCACGAAGAUCUCGAAAGACGACGAGAAAUGUGUCGUGAUCGACGACGAUCAGGCCGUAUUCCAACGCAUUCAAAAUCACGUACAUUGCCUCGAUGGAAGCUUAGGGCAAAGUAA